Messenger RNA from Pungitius pungitius (ninespine stickleback), 2038 nucleotides. Its product is annotated as kelch-like protein 23. NCBI's taxonomy places the organism in Eukaryota, Metazoa, Chordata, Actinopteri, Perciformes, Gasterosteidae. The coding region runs from base 132 to 1838 and encodes 568 amino acids. Gene Ontology annotation, molecular function: protein binding. The transcript is spliced from 3 exons. The record is from RefSeq and is a predicted model, not a curated record.
UGACCUCCCUUUCGUUGUUGCUUUUAGCCAGUCAGUCAGGAAGGGGACGUCUAUUAAUAUCACCAGUUGGUGUGUUGUAAACUAGAAGGAGACCGAGGAAAUGUCCAGAAGACCUUUGGUGUGUCGGAGAAAUGGCGUGCUUUGCCGACACUGAGCUGAAACCUCAGAGCUUUAAAUACACAGUUCUCUCUGAAAAGGUGAACAAACGUGAGCAGGAAAGACCCUUCUUGCAUAUGGCAGACUCUAACCCUGCGCCUGUUGUUAUCCCCGAUGGCAUUCUACAAGUAGAAGGAGAGAGUUUUUAUGUCAACCGUCAACAGCUGGCUCUCCAGAGUCCCUACUUCAGGGCUCUGUUUUUUGGCGGCGGCCUAGAGAGCAGCAAAAGGAAAGUUGAGAUCAAAGGUGUGAGUCUGCAGCAUUUCAAGGUUUUGAUGGAACACAGCAAGAAAUCCAACCUGGCUCUGGAGAGGGAAAACGUUCUUGGGAUUCUUGAGGCCGCAGACUUUUUACAACUGGAGCACGCCAGGCUUUUGUGCUGUAAGUUCCUGGAGCGCGAGCUGCACCUCAGCAACUGUCUGGGAAUGAUGGCCUUGGCCUGGCAGCGGGGCUGCACUCAGCUGUACACCGCGGCGCGACAGGUCGUGCUCACGCAUUUCUCUGCUAUCGUCGCCCAGGAGGACUUCCUGUCCCUGUCUAAGGAGACUGUCGCAGACCUUCUCGCCAGUGAUGACCUUGCCAUCCACAAAGACGAUCUGGCCGUGGAUGCCACCCUGCGCUGGGUGUCAUUUGAUUCGAAACGAGAGGAACAUUUUCUGGAGCUCAUUCAGCUGGUGAGGCCAGAGUCGCUCUCUUUGCCAUUUAUCACGGGACUUUUGACCAAAAUGAACAGCUCCGACCCCAGAGGCAAGCUCAUCCGCACGCUGAAUGAACACUUCCCGGCAGCUUGGUCGAUGGGCAGAUCGAUGACGAGGACCAGGGCCAGAGAGACCCUCUUUGUCCUGGGUGGACCUCACGACCAGGAAAAGCAGUCACUGUACCAAUUUCACCCACCCAGUGGUAGAUGGCAGAGUUGUCCCCCUCUGCAGAGGAAGAACCUAACCCAGUACUCGGUAGCUUCAUUGGGGGACAAUGUGGUUGUGACAGGUGGCUUCUUCCGGGACGUGCUGUGGUUCAGUGUGGACUGGGUCAGGAUAUACCAAUGUGGGAACCAGCGCUGGGUGGACGGGCCGGCCCUGCAGAGGUGCCGGCACAGCCACUGCUCCAUAGGGCUAGACUCCUCACUGUAUGUCCUGGGGGGCAGCAUGGAUGAAGGGCUUAUGGCCGACGUAGAAAGGCUAGUGCUGGGGUCAGAGGAGAGCUGGGAGGAGGUCAGCCCCAUGGUCAGGCCUGUGGAGAGGGCAGCCACUGCUGCUCUGGGCUCGUGUGUCUAUGUGGCGUGUGGCCUGGAUGAAAACGGGGAGGUGUAUGGUGGAGUCCAGAGGUACAUGGUGAAGAACGAUCAGUGGGAUGUGGUUUCCUAUUCUCCAUUUCCAAGAUACGACCUGGUUGCCACUGAGCUCAACGGUGCCCUUUACCUGUUUGGAGGCCAAGCCAUGCGUUUGGACGUGGAGACAGACGAGUGGACCGUGCUGGAGGAGGAACGUCUGGACAGGAAGUUCUUCUGCGGCUGCACAACAAUCAGCGGCCAGAUGUACCUGGUCAGCGAGAGGAAGAGUAACAAAGCGUUCCCAAACAUGGUGCUCGUGGACCCUUACGUAGAUACUUGCAUUGAGGUGGAUGAUGCCAUAGCCUGCCCCGUGCCACUUAGAGGGUGUGUCACCGUGAGAAUGACCACGUGAUGUGACUGACGAAAAGGCAAUCGACUCAAAUAUGUUCUACCAUGAUUGAGACUUACAGCAAAAAUAUGAAGAAAAAAAAACAGCAGUACUAACUUAUUUAAUAGAAAUCAUUUAUUUAAAACCUUCCAGCAGGCCAACAUAUCAGGAAAGCAUCCAUGUGCACAGGAGAACAGUGUGCAGUGUUACUUUCAUGGAAAAGG